Cylicostephanus goldi is the source of this 314-nucleotide messenger RNA. NCBI's taxonomy places the organism in Eukaryota, Metazoa, Nematoda, Chromadorea, Rhabditida, Strongylidae. The record is from the annotation of a GenBank genome assembly.
AUGCGCCAACGGCUUAUAGGACUCUAUUAUGGCGAUUGGUUGAUACACUCGCUCUUAUUCCAGUGCUGGAAUUUCGUGAAUGCUCUCACCCGCAUCAAACCCAAUCUAUGCUGUGGAGUGGACCGUGCAGACUACCAGCCGAUUCUCGAGUUCCAAAAAGCUCAUCGGUACCAGCGCGUCUGUCUAAUUCGAAUCAUAAUCAUCGACGUUCUCGAAUACCAUUGCCAAAAAGGUAUGUUUUUAGAGUUUUUUCUAUUUUUUGGUUCAGUAACUGCUUCAAGCGCACGAUUACUUUAUAAAACUCAAAUGUGAGU